AUGAAGUCACCAUUUACCGAAACAACACCGGACGAGAACGACGUAGCAAACGAAGUACCGAAAGGAAAGAAAAAAGGUAAACACGAUAAACCAAAACCCUGGGACGACGAUCCUAACAUCGACCACUGGAAGGUCGAAAAAUUCGAUCCAUCAUGGAACGAAGGUGGAAUGCUUGAAGUAAGUUCGUUCUCCACUCUCUUCCCUCAAUAUCGCGAAAAGUAUCUCCAAGAAGCUUGGCCACUCGUUAAGUCCUCCCUCAAAGAAUUCGCUAUCUCUGCUGAACUUAACUUGGUUGAGGGUUCAAUGACAGUUUCAACUACAAGGAAAACUAAGGAUCCGUAUAUUAUUGUUAAAGCUAGGGAUCUUAUCAGGCUUCUAUCUCGGAGUGUUCCUGCUCCUCAGGCAAUAAAAAUACUUGACGAUGAAAUGCAAUGCGACAUCAUCAAAAUUAGCGGGAUGGUUCGCAAUAAGGAGCGAUUCGUGAAAAGAAGACAACAUCUUGUGGGUCCCAAUUCUUCUACUUUGAAGGCUCUUGAAAUACUCUCGGGCUGUUACAUUCUCGUCCAGGGAAACACUGUUUCUGUGAUGGGUUCAUACAAAGGUUUGAAGCAAGUUAGAAGGAUUGUUGAGGAAUGCAUGCUGAAUAAAAUGCACCCCGUCUACAACAUAAAGAUUCUUAUGAUGAAGAAGGAACUUGAAAAGGACCCGGCACUUGCCCAAGAGAACUGGGAUAGGUUUCUUCCUAAGUUUAACAAGAAAAAUGUAAAGCAAAAGAAGGUUAGUGCUAAAAAGAAGAAGCCGUAUACUCCAUUCCCUCCUCCUCAACAGCCUAGUAAGGUUGAUAUAGAACUAGAAACUGGAGAAUACUUUAUGAGUGACAAAAAGAAAUCGAAAAAGAAGUGGCAAGAGAGGCAGGAGAAGCAGGCUGAGAAAACCUCUGAAAGCAAAAGAAAACGAGAAGAAUCCUUUAUCCCACCCAAGGAAUCUGCAAAACCGGUGGAUAACUCUGAGGAUGCUAAUAAUAACGUAACUGAAAUGGCAAUGUCCUUAAAGGAAAAAACAAAGAAGUUUGGGAAGCGCAAAUCUGAAGAAAAUAUAAAUGCUGAGACAUAUAUUAUAGGAUCAUCAGAACAGCCAUCAAGAAAGAAAUCUAAGCAACAAAGGUCUUAG
Messenger RNA from Lathyrus sativus (Indian pea), 1170 nucleotides. NCBI's taxonomy places the organism in Eukaryota, Viridiplantae, Streptophyta, Magnoliopsida, Fabales, Fabaceae. The record is from the annotation of a GenBank genome assembly.